GCUUGCAAAAGGAUUUGCGUAUAAAAGAAUAUUUAACUUUAUUUUCGUGAAUUAUCGACUGACGAUCCCGCAGCCUCGGAAGACUUGUGAUGAGAGCGACAGAAGAGCCCUUGUCAAGUACAGAUAAAUAAGAGAAUAAGGUGUCAUGUAAGGAACUCCAGUCAUCAUGAAGGGAGGGAGUGAAGACCAGCCAAAUGUAGAUUCUCAGGAGGAGGUAGUAGAACGUGUGAAGGCUCGCCUGCAGGAGGAAGGGCGAGAAGCACGAAACCUUGUGGCAUAUUCCUUACCCAUACAGGACCCUCCUCAACCUGAUGCUGCAGGAAUACGGCAUAGAGAGGUCAAAAGAGUUGUGGAAAUGACACCUAGACGGGGAUCAAAGCAGGACAAGCGACCGAGAUCGGCAUCUGCAGGUCGAGACCCCCAAGCAAGUCUUCGGGCUCGUCACUGGGGAUUUCUGUUUAGAAAUUUACAGCAAGCAGUGGAUGAGAUCUACCAGACAUGUGAAGAUGAUGAAAGCAUUGUGGAAUGCAAGGAAGCAAUUUUGAUGUUGGAAAGGUACACUAGUGACUUUCAGAAGCUGAUUGAAUGGCUAAAACUGAAAUGGGAAUACGAACACACACCACCACCACAGCGACCAAAUUCACUGACAUGGGAGAUUAGAACAUCCUCACCUGGGAAGGCUUUACAGGCUGACCGGAAGAUCCUAACUCUGAAUGAUGCAAGAAGAGCCCUGACAUUUGACCUGAAGCCAGAGAGAAUAGGCUUGAUGAAUGGUAAUGCUGCUGCUUUGGAGAAGAUGGUGGACAAGUUAAACUCUGCCAAACUUGCACAAGAAGGAAGAGGUAAUGAUGCACGCUUGUUAUCAGGGAAGAAAACACCUCCAAAGCCUGUUAUCAUAGUGCAUGAGGCAAGUAUCGAAGAGCAUCUGGAAGAGAAUACUGCUGUUCUGAAAGUGAGCACCAGUGACAUUGCUGAAGCUCCAGCCAAUUGUGAAGUAGGGAAGGAACGGGAAAAGAUCAGUGGAGGGAGAGAGGAAAACCACAAAGAAGAUAAUUUAAAAGAAAAUGAGUGUAAAGUUGAAAGGUAUACAAAAGCGGAAAUGGACAGAAAAGAAGAUAUAUUUAAUGGUAAUGUAAUUGAUGAAGAAAUAAGUGAAGCCGUGGAAAAUGAAGCAGGAUCAGGGGAAGUGGUAAUCAAUGGUAUUGGUGAUGAUGAUGAAACCACAGAAAUCAGUAGUGAUAUCAAUGUGCCUAGAGAUUCUCAUAAUGAUUUACCUAGUAACGAUACUGGCGAAGCACCUGAGAAGGUGGAAGCAGCCAAAAGUGGAAAGGAAGAGGGUGCCAAAUUCACAGACACUCCAAAAGUGAAAGAGGCAAAACUGAGCAGGAACAAUUCAUCUCCUCUGAACAUCAAAGGGAAAGAGUGCACUGCAACCCAAAAAGUGCAGGAAGCAACUCAGAAAGUCUCUGAGGUCAAAGGAAGUGAUGCAAAGGCUUCAGAAGGUGGGGAAGUGCGGCGGUCGUGUGCUGAAGUAGUCCAGGGAAGGAACCUGUCAUCCAAACCAGGCCCAACAGUAAACAUGAACAAGGUAUGAGGCAUGUAAUGCAUAACGUG
This is a messenger RNA of Penaeus indicus, 1614 nucleotides long. RefSeq lists its product as uncharacterized. NCBI's taxonomy places the organism in Eukaryota, Metazoa, Arthropoda, Malacostraca, Decapoda, Penaeidae. The coding region runs from base 167 to 1594 and encodes 475 amino acids. The record is from RefSeq and is a predicted model, not a curated record. The transcript has 7 exons.